AUAGUUCCGCCAAGUUUUAGACAGACCCACCAAGCUGCGGGUUAAAAUUUGCCGAACAAAUAUGUCUAUUUGUGUUGAUAUCUUGGAAGGAUGUAAAGUGCCCGUGCGCUUAAAAAAUUCAGAAGUUUAUCAUCGCGCCGAAAUUUUGAGUAAAAGAGAAGUUGAAGGCGGAUAUAGUUACUAUGUACAUUUUGAAGAAUACAAUAAAAGAUUGGAUGAGUGGGUUAGAGAAGAUAGGAUGGACUUAUCCAAAUUGGAAAUGCCAAAAAAAGAAACUAAAGCCCAACUUAAAGAUGUUAAAUCUCAAAGUGGAUCAAGGGCGUCAUCACCUGUAGUUGAAGAAAAGUCUAUGGGAUGUAUAAAGAAGCGAGAUACUGCCAGAAAGCGUUUAAGACCGGAUGGACAGGCAAAUUCUUCAAUUCAGGUUGACGUUUCGGAUAUGAAUAAUGCUAUUACAACCACUACCACCGCCACUACUAUCACAACUACUACAACCAUAGCUACUCCAACUACUACCACUGUAACAUCAGUGAUUUCGGCUAAUUCUGAAAAUUUGCCGAGGCAAACUGGAAGUAUGGUUUCUCAUCAUGAUGAUGUUGUUACAAGAAUGAAAAAUAUCGAAAAAAUUGAGUUAGGUCGUUAUAGAAUCUCACCAUGGUAUUUUUCACCUUAUCCUAUUGAGCUAACCAAAUUGUCAGUGAUAUAUAUCUGCGAAUUCUGUUUAAAAUAUGUUAAAAGUGAAGUAUGUCUAUUGAAUCACUUGAGGAAAUGCCAUUACCGACAUCCACCAGGAAACGAAAUUUAUAGAAAAGAUAAUAUGUCAUUUUUUGAAAUUGACGGCCGUAAAAAUAAGACCUAUGCCCAAAAUUUAUGUUUAUUGGCCAAGUUAUUUUUGGAUCACAAGACGCUGUAUUAUGAUACUGAUCCAUUUUUAUUUUAUAUUUUGUGCGAAAUUGACGAAUAUGGUUUUCACAUUGUCGGAUAUUUUUCUAAAGAAAAAGAAUCGGCUGAAGAUUAUAACGUAGCAUGUAUCCUUGUAUUGCCACCUUACCAAAGGAAGGGAUACGGAAAACUUCUUAUAGAAUUUAGCUAUGCGUUAUCAAAAAUUGAAGGGAAAACUGGUUCACCUGAAAAACCAUUGUCGGAUCUUGGACUUUUGUCAUAUCGUAGUUAUUGGUCUCAAACUUUAAUAGAUAUACUUAUUAGAUUAAAACCUGGAGAAAAUGGCGAUCGUCCAACCAUGUCUAUUAUAGAUUUAGUAGAAAUGACAAGUAUUAAAAAAGAAGAUGUUAUUUCAACGUUGCAACAUCUUAAUCUAAUCAAUUAUUACAAAGGACAAUAUAUUUUCACAUUAUCAGACGAAACGAUGAGUGCUCAUGAAUCGGCAUUGAAGAAGAGAAUCAUUUCAGUCGAUCAAAAAGCCCUCCACUGGCAACCUAAAGAUUGGUCAAAAAGAAAAUGGUAGAUCUGUCUAACGAUGCCAACAGAUUAUAUUUUAUAGCGCAGACAAAACUCUUUAUAUUCUCAAGAAAUUUUUAUACGACUUUUCGGAUUCUAUUCAUUUGAAGAAAAUAUCUAUAGAUUAUUUUUUAUCUAAAAAGAAAUAUACCCUAAACUUUUUAUUUAAAACUUUCUGCUUGUAUGUUAGCCUCACAGUUAAAUAAAACAUCUUUGGAUAGUGAAAGAUGACUUUACAAGAUACGACUUUUUAAAUUUUACCUGGAAUCUACUCAAAGUAAUCAUUUUUCUCUCACUGGUUGGUACUAUUGAUUUAGAUGGUUUACGAAUUCAAGUUACUUAUUCCACACCGAGGCUAUAAAAAUCAUACAUUUUCAUGCGAUCAAUAUACAAGAAAGAAAUUUUUUUUUUUAAAAUAUAAAAUCUUUGUUUGUUUUUUCUUUAAGAUUUUAUUGCAAUAAAUUAGUUAAUUUUUUAACUGAAAACUUCAUGAUUAUAUUGGAAAAAUAUUACAAAAUGUAACAUGGAA
Dimorphilus gyrociliatus is the source of this 1987-nucleotide messenger RNA. The record is from the annotation of a GenBank genome assembly. NCBI's taxonomy places the organism in Eukaryota, Metazoa, Annelida, Polychaeta, Dinophilidae.